Molecule: messenger RNA, 969 nt
Organism: Sciurus carolinensis (gray squirrel)
Lineage: Eukaryota; Metazoa; Chordata; Mammalia; Rodentia; Sciuridae
Gene: Foxi2
Product: forkhead box I2
Exons: 2
Coding region: 1-969 (322 amino acids)
Biological process (GO): regulation of transcription by RNA polymerase II; anatomical structure morphogenesis; cell differentiation
Molecular function (GO): RNA polymerase II cis-regulatory region sequence-specific DNA binding; DNA-binding transcription factor activity, RNA polymerase II-specific
Source: RefSeq, a predicted model, not a curated record
AUGGCCACAUACUGCGACGGACUGGGCGCCUGCUCGAGCCCGCACGGCCAGGCCAGGGUCGCCGCCGCGCACCCUCCUGGUUAUGCGCGCGGUAACCUGGGAACCGCAGGCGGUGGCCCGCGCCUGUGGGUGAAUGCACCGGCGCUCGGCCCCGCGCUCAGCCCUGCGCCCUACGCGUCGGGCCCUGGGCCCGCACCGCCGUACGCCGGCCCCGGCUAUGCAGCCCCAAGUCCGCUCCUCGGUGCUUCGAGCGGCCUGGCGGGGGCCGACCUCGCGUGGCUGAGCCUCUCCGGCCAACAGGAGCUACUCAGACUGGUGCGGCCGCCCUACUCCUACUCAGCGCUCAUCGCCAUGGCCAUCCAGAGUGCGCCACUGCGGAAGCUGACGCUCAGCCAGAUCUACCAGUACGUGGCCAGCAACUUCCCUUUCUACAAACGCAGCAAGGCGGGCUGGCAGAACUCCAUCCGCCACAACCUGUCGCUCAACGACUGCUUCAAGAAGGUGCCCCGCGACGAGAACGACCCAGGCAAAGGCAAUUACUGGACCCUGGACCCAAACUGCGAGAAGAUGUUCGACAAUGGAAACUUCCGAAGGAAGAGGAAGAGGAGAGGGGAGGCCGGAGCCGCCGCACCCUCAGGAGCCAGGAGCCCAGGGGGAGCCGCGGUGCGGGCGCUGGAGCCCCAGGGCCCGACCUCCCCCGACCUGCAGGCCUCGCCCUCCCCGCCCGCGCCCGACGCUGCCGCCUGUUUCUCCAGCUUCUCCUCCGCCAUGAGCGCGCUGGCCGGCAGCCUUGGCGCCUUCCCCGGGGGCCUGGCGGGCGACCUUCCCUUCGGGAGGCUAACGACGGUCGCUGCCCAGAGUCCCCAGACCCCCGGCCCCACGCCGGGCUUCGCCUCUGGCCCUCAGACGACGGCCUCCGGCUUUCGCGUCAGUCACCUUGUGUACAGCCGGGAGGGGACUGAAAUUUGA